This is a messenger RNA of Aspergillus viridinutans, 3042 nucleotides long. Its product is annotated as putative NRPS-like protein biosynthetic cluster. Bases 1 to 3042 code for a protein of 1013 amino acids. Lineage: Eukaryota; Fungi; Ascomycota; Eurotiomycetes; Eurotiales; Aspergillaceae. The transcript has 6 exons. The record is from RefSeq and is a predicted model, not a curated record.
AUGCUCACAAUGUCUUCGACGACAGAUAAUGUCGGGAAACGUCUUCUGGUCAACUUCAUCGACGAGGCUGCCCGUAGCUCUCCGUCGGCGAGGGCAGUGUGCCAGCCCGUGACGAUCGACUCGAAAACUGAGAAUCAUUUCUUGACAUAUCGCAACAUAGCCAACGUAGUUAAUAGGCUUGCCAAGUGGCUUGAUGAAUGCCUUCCUGCCGAUAAUGACUCUCGGACUAUUGGAUACCUGGCAUCCAGCGAUAUCAGACACCUGUUAUUGACGCUCGCCGCUAUAAAAGUCAAAGCUAAGGCUCUCCUCCUGUCACCCCGAAAUGGCGCUGCAGUGCAUAGGCAUGUGCUUGAGAAAACCAACAGCUCAUUCCUUGUUUUCGAUGCCUCGUUUCGGAAAGUGGCGGACGAAUUGCAACACGACGCACAGAUACGCACUUGUGCUGUCCCGUCCCUGGUCGAAUGUCUGAGAUACGGAGACAAUGAAGAACAUUACCCGUACGAGGAAACGUGGGAAACCGCUACAGAUGACGCUUUUGUGAUCCUUCACACGGCAGGGUCCACGGGUAUGCCGAAACCGGUCACAGUCCCUCACUCCACUCUCGCAGCUAUCGAUGCACAGCAUCUAAUUUCUUCUCGGGUGGGACGAAAAUGCGUGCUAGAAAUCCUGGCUGAAGCAGAUAUGCCCUUCAUGGGCUUCCCCUUGUUCCAUACUGCUGGGGUUAUACUCGGCUGGUUUCUCCUUCUCUCGGGCUGUACACUUAUGCUAGGGAACCCGAACAAGCCAGUUAGCCGCCAUAUGGUUCGUGAAAUCCUCAAGAUACCAGAAGUCGAUGCUCUUAUCCUGCCUCCAUCCGUGCUAGAUGAUGUGGCCCAGGAUGAGGAAUUAGUGAAGGACUUGUCUCGGUGUCGAGUGCGGCUGAUCAACAGCAUAGGCAGUACCGAGUGCGGCGCGUUCGUCCAGUUUCCCGUGAAAUCAGAGCACUGGUACUGCUAUCACUUCAGCGACGAACUGAACGGCAUUCAAUGGCGACGGUUUGACCUGCAGCCUGACAGGUUCGAGAUGGUCAUCACCCGUAGCGAAGCUGCCAGUGAAUUCCAAAUGGUGUUCAGGAACCUUCCCCAUUUGGAGGAAUUCGAGACAAAGGACUUAUUCUCCAGGCAUGAAACCAUGCGGGACUAUUGGGUGUACGAAGGCAGACGCGACGACAUCGUCGUCCUGUCCACGGGAGAAAACUUGAACCCGCUCGAGAUCGAGGGCGCAAUCAGCGCCAAUCCCAGCAUCCAGGGAGCGCUCGUUUUCGGCUCGGGCCGGCCCAAGCCAGGCCUAUUGAUAGAACUCGACUCUAAGGAGAAUGGACAGCGAGUCGAGGAUAUCAAACAACACGUCAUAGACGUCCUUCGUGACACGUAUCGGCGCUGCCCCGAUUUCGCUCGGAUACCGGAGGGGAAUAUCAUCUUUACAAAGGGCGACAAACCGUUCGCUAGGACGGAGAAGGGCACGGUGCAGCGCCGCCAAACAAUCGAGGCCUAUCAGAAUAAAAUUGACGCCCUAUUUGACUCUUCCCGUGGGUUCGACGACCAGCAUCUAUCACUCGAUCUGUCAUCCGAAGAAGCAUUUGCUGGCUCCUUGGCAAAGGCUGUAGCAAAGAUAACGGAUACCGAUGGAUUCGACACAAACAGUGACUUCUUCGAUGCGGGACUGAAUUCUCAGCAGGCCGAGAUGCUAAUUGCCAAUGUCCGAGAAGCCAUUCGAAAUGAAGACUGUGGGUUGGACGAGCGCCAGCUCAAUGAGGAUGCAAUAUACACUCAUACACGUGCGACGAAGCUUGCAAACUACAUCUUCCAUCCGUCUGAAUCGCCCUCGCCGGAUGACCGCCUACAGGCCAUGUCUAGUAUGCUUGACAAGUAUACUUCGUCUCUUCCAAAACGGGAAGGUAAAGUACAGGACCGACCCCACAGCCAAGAGCACAUUCUUCUCACCGGAAGUACUGGAUUCGUUGGAUCGCAUCUGCUCCGAGUCCUCUGUCGAAGGGACAACGUCAGGAAAAUCACGUGUAUCAAUCGUAAGAAUCCAUCACGGUCGCCAUCGAAAGCCACAGAGGGGAUGAACGGAAGUGCUUCGUCGACAGAGGUGCAAUACCUCACUGGCGACCUCUCCGCAGACAAGCUCGGGUUGGAAGAGAAGACAUACACGGCGCUGACCGAGUCAGUGACCACCAUCAUGCACUGCCAGUGGCCAGUGACCUUUAAGAAGAGCCUGUCGCACUUCGAACCCCAGAUCCAAGGUGUUGUAAAUUUGGUACAGUUCGUGGUCGCAUCAAAACAGCACCCGCACAUCAUCUUCCCAUCAACCAUUGGCACGGUGACCAUGUGGGACAAGGACUCUCCAGUCCCCGAAACCCUGCUCACGGCUUUCGAGUACGCGCAAACCGGAUACGGCGAGAGUAAGUUGAUAGCAAGCCUGUUACUUCACAAAGCAGGCGAACUCGCCGGCGUCAGAGCAUCAGUAUGCCGUUUGGGGCAGGUAGCCGGACCGGUGCAUACGGAUGGCGCAUGGCCUCUUCGUGACUGGUUUCCGACGCUGCUGGUGAGUUCAAAGAUGAUGGGAUACGUUCCAGGCACCUUGGGCGCCCAGCGCCACUUGGAAUGGAUCCCAGUGGAUAUGCUGGCAGAGAUGCUUGCCGAUCUCGCGGAGUUGGAUGGUUCGGUCAGUGACGAAGUGACGUCUUACUACCAUUUUGUCAACCCCAACCGAGCUACGUGGGAGAGCGUCGUGCCAACGGUCCUCGACGAACUUCAGGGGACUCGCAAAACGGCGAAGCUGUCUGAUUGGGUGAAAAAGCUAGAGGAGCAUGCGGAAGACGCUAAUUUACCGGGCGUGCAGUUGCUCAACUUUUAUCGGUCGCUCGAGGGCAGGCCGUUGGAGAUGGAGACGCAUCAUACAGAGGAGCGUGUUCCCUCUCUCGGGAAGGUUCCCGCGGUAAAUGAGGAAUGGAUGCGAAUUUGGAUCCGGCAAUUAGCUUCUAAUGGGUCGAUAUGA